AUGGCAAGAGUUCCCUAUGCAAGUGCAGUUGGAAGUCUGAUGUAUGCUAUGUUGUGUACUCGACCAGACAUCUGUUUUGCAGUUGGUAUGGUUAGUCGUUAUCAAAGUAAUCCAGGACCUGUUCAUUGGCAAGCAGUUAAGAGGAUUUUUCGAUACCUUCGUGGGACAUUGGAUCUCAUUGUUUGCUAUCAGGGUGGAGAUUUGAGAUUGAGAGGAUACUCUGAUGUUGAUUGGGCCAGUGAUAGAGAUGAGCGCAAGUCCACUACAGGUUAUGCAUUUCUACUUAGUUGUGCAGCUAUCUCUUGGUGCAGUAAGAAACAAUCUUGCAUUGCUUUAUCCACAAUGGAUUCUGAGUAUGUUGUUUGUUCAGCAGCAGCACAAGAAGCUGUUUGGUUAAAGAGAUUUUUCCAAAGCCUAAGGGUGACAUCUCUUGCAGAUGAAGCUGUAAAGAUGUAUUGUGAUAAUACGACAGCCUUGUCUCAUGCUAAAGAUCCUAAGUAUCAUAGCAAAAGGAAACACAUACAGACUUGUUAUAACUACAUUCGUCUUGCUAUUACACAAGGAGAGGUGAUCCUCCAACAUAUCUCCACUAGCAGGAUGGUGGCUGAUCCACUUACUAAAGCCAUUGCUAGAGAUGCCUUUCAGGCUCAUGUUAGGAGUUUGGGACUUUGUAGGAUUUGA
Messenger RNA from Quercus lobata, 681 nucleotides. RefSeq names its product secreted RxLR effector protein 161-like. The transcript has a single exon. The record is from RefSeq and is a predicted model, not a curated record. Bases 1 to 681 code for a protein of 226 amino acids. Lineage: Eukaryota; Viridiplantae; Streptophyta; Magnoliopsida; Fagales; Fagaceae.